Messenger RNA from Telopea speciosissima, 1500 nucleotides. Its product is annotated as polyadenylate-binding protein-interacting protein 3-like. The record is from RefSeq and is a predicted model, not a curated record. Bases 1 to 1500 code for a protein of 499 amino acids. Gene Ontology annotation, cellular component: cytoplasmic stress granule. Gene Ontology annotation, biological process: cytoplasmic stress granule assembly. Gene Ontology annotation, molecular function: RNA binding. NCBI's taxonomy places the organism in Eukaryota, Viridiplantae, Streptophyta, Magnoliopsida, Proteales, Proteaceae. The transcript is spliced from 11 exons.
AUGGGUCGUAAAAUCGUCGAUCUUUCAGAAGAAAGCGAUGUGUCGCCUUCUCUUAGUGAUGCUUUGCUAUUUACUACCGUUUGUAUCUUAGGAGUUCCCGUCGAAGUUCAGGUCAAGGACGGUUCGAUCUAUUCCGGCAUUUUUCACACUGCCUGCGUCGAAAAGGAUUACGGUAUUGUUUUGAAAAAAGCGAGGAUGGCAAAGAAGGGGAAAAAUGGUGCCAACCUUGAAAUAGAUGCUGUCGUAGAUACACUUGUUGUACUCUCAGGUGAUCUCGUUCAAGUAGUUGCGAAGGAAGUUAUACUUCAGGCAGAUGGAACUGUUGACAGUGUAGCUGAGGAUGGCAUUGGAACUGUUGCUGGAUAUGUUUGUCCUAUUGAGUGCCUCGAAAGUGAAGAAGUAUCUCCGAAAUGUAACAAGGUUGAUUUGAAAAUGUCUGCAGUGGAUUCUAUUCAAAUAAGUCAAAUUAGGAGUUUAGAUCAGAAUGAGAAUAAAUCAGCAUAUGAUUUCAUAAACACAAAUUCUGAGGAUUAUUUCCCUGGAAAAGCAGAAGAGGGGCUUGGGAUAAGCAAAGAGACAGUACCUCUGGAAAGUAUGGUGAAUAGUGAUAAUGGAAAUGAGGAUGGCAUGCAUCAAGAAAAGAUUGAAGAAGUUUCAACUGUUUCAGAUUAUCUGGGACAGAUUUGGAAAGAGAGGUCACAAGGGGAAAAGGUUCAGUAUGACCAAGACUGUGAGGCCCAUAAGGAAGACAUUAUUAACAAAUCUCAGAGCUCAAGUUCAAGUGUGGAUACUUGCCACACCCGACUAAAAUCUGUUGAUGGAAAGAACUUGGGGAUAUCAUCUAAUAAUUUGCCAAAUGGAGCAUGUGGUAGCCCUGACCCUUCAGUUGUCAAACCAGACACCCAGGACGGUGAGAGGCCUGCUUCAACAGAAUUUCCAUCAGAUAUUUCUACUUCGUCCACUUCUGGUGUAGAUGUUCCCUCACAAUCAUGUUCCACUUCUUUAGCUUCAUCAACCAGCAUGGUCCCCCCAAGAAUCUUGGCAUUUGAUACAAAUAGCAAGGAAUUUAAGCUCAAUUCAGGGGCAAAAACCUUCUCUCCAUCAUUUGCAAUACCUAGAACACCACCUGCAGUGCCAACAGUUGCAAGCAUGGCUUACAUCCCAAACAGCUCGUCUUUGGUGCCUGUUGCUGGUGUGCAGCCAGAAAUUGGAGUCAGUUCUUUUGCACCUUGUUCAUCUCUGCCGGUGAAGUUUGUCCAAUACAAUAAUUCAGUAAUUGUAAAUGGGGGAAGUGGCUCUCAAUAUUCACAACCUAUUGUUGGACAUGUGGGAAGCAGGCCGCAGCCAAUUAGAUAUGCUGGUCAAUAUCCCAUCCAAGCAGGACCUGCAUAUGUGCAUCCAAACUCUCAACCUGUCAUGGUUGGACGACUCGGACAACUUCUCUAUGUGCAUCCAGUUUCACAUGUAAGACAUGAUUUAUCCUUGAUCUUAUCCAAAUAA